CAUGUACAGUCACGGCAUUACGGUAAAAGUAUGUCAAUCCACCAACCCUUGGUGCCGCUGACAUUUUGAUACUGUCCUUCCCUGCCAGUGCCAGUUCUGACCUCGCUCUCCACGUGAUCGCUGACAAUGUUUGUGGGCGUCUGGGGUUCCAGACCCCGAUGUAGAGGCAGGCGUUGAUCACCGUGUGAUAAUUGACUGGUUUUCAUUUGAGAGAAACAUUGAAUCAAUCUCUAAAUGAGCGAUAGUUGUCCACCUUGAAUGCAUUGCACCAUGGAGCUGACUGGAUUGAUACUGACGGCUAUUUGCCUGGGUAUGAGCAGUGUGGUCGUGGGGAAUGAAGUGAGCAAACACCAAGAUCGUCUCGCUGGUCGCCCUUCUUCGGUGAGCGACGCUUCUCUGCCUUGUCUCAAGGACUUAGCGAAAAAGUUCGGCAUCUGGAUCGGAUCAGCAUCUAAUGCUAAGCACAUCCACGAUGAUAAAGAAUACGACCAGGUGCUGGCUGAGCAGUUCUCCAUCACAACACCGGAGAAUGCGUGUAAGUGGACAAUAAUCCGCCCCAACGAAGCAACGUUCAACUUUACCAACUGUGACUAUGUGGUCGCAACUGCCCAGGGCAAUAACCAGACGAUUCGUGGACAUAACCUGUGUUGGGGUGCCCACAACCCAGCUUGGUUGGACAAGUUUGACAAUAACUCCACGGCACUGCGUAGUCUAUUGAUCACGCACAUCAGCACGGUGGGCAAACGCUACGCAGGCCGCAUGUACUCCUGGGACGUAGUCAACGGGGCCGUGCUGGACUCGCCGAAGAAUGGAACGUAUCUGAAGACCAACACGUGGUACCCAGCAGUUCCAGACUACAUUGACUUAGCAUUCAAGACAACUCAUGAAGCAGAUAGCUCCGUCAAACUCUUUUACAAUGACUACAACUGUGAGGUCAUCAAUGCCAAGUCUGAUGCAAUCUACAAGAUGUUGAAGACCAUGAUGGCCAACAGCGUCCCUCUGCAUGGCUUUGGCAUACAAGCUCAUUUCUCCAUCAGUCAUGCUGACGCACGUCAUGCAAAGAAAAGACUCAGUGGAGGUCACAAGUUUGCAUCCAGUGUGCCCACUGACUGGUCGACGGUAGAAGACAACAUCAAACGUUUUGUCGACCUGGGCUUGGAGGUUCACAUCACAGAAAUGGAUGUCAGUAUUCCAUCCAACUCACAGCAGUAUCUGGAUCAGCAGGCCGAUGUGUACAGGAAUAUGCUCAAAGCCUGCUUGAAGUACGCACCAAAGUGCAAGUCUUUUGAAACCUGGGGAUUCGUUGACAAAUACAGCUGGAAGAAAAACGACCCGGAUUACUUCGAUGCUAGCUUUAAGCCAAAGCCAUGCUUCUACGCCGUGGUUGAUACGCUCAACACAACGCACGUUCUAUGAUGUCUCUAUGUGCUGAAGUGACAGUGGUGACGACCGUUUACUGUCAGCAUGCAUACUAGAACCAGUUGAAUGAUAUUUUUAUGAGUGGAGAAGUAGCGUAAGUUAGCAUGAUAUUACACAACCAAAUGAUUCUCAUGAUUCAGGAUAUAACGUGCGAUUUUAGAAAGGCUUAUUUGGAUGUACCGGUAUCACGGUGUACGGUGCCUGCGGUAGCUAGUACUGGUAGUAGCUACAUGUCACUUGUAAGGGCAUGUAACUAUGCUUAGCCUGCUGAUCACUUUGCCGAUAUGCUGUAUAAUCUAUUGUUUCUAACCUCCUGUGCUCUAUUUGGCUCCACCAGCCUACUAGCCCACUUCACGAGUUGAAGCUGGUGAUGCAUGUAAAAAAUGAUGUAAUGUUCUUUGAAGUACAAGUAGUCGAGUUUGUGUACGCUCAUGAUAAUUUAAUUUAUUUGCCGUGUCAUAAUUCUAGCAGAUAUCUGUGAGGGCC
Sycon ciliatum is the source of this 1905-nucleotide messenger RNA. Its product is annotated as endo-1,4-beta-xylanase B-like. Gene Ontology annotation, molecular function: hydrolase activity, hydrolyzing O-glycosyl compounds. The transcript is spliced from 8 exons. The record is from RefSeq and is a predicted model, not a curated record. Bases 259 to 1416 code for a protein of 385 amino acids. Gene Ontology annotation, biological process: carbohydrate metabolic process. NCBI's taxonomy places the organism in Eukaryota, Metazoa, Porifera, Calcarea, Leucosolenida, Sycettidae.